This is a messenger RNA of Staurois parvus, 563 nucleotides long. Lineage: Eukaryota; Metazoa; Chordata; Amphibia; Anura; Ranidae. The record is from the annotation of a GenBank genome assembly.
CCAAUAACCACCCAGAGCAUGCUGGGAGAAUACAGAGUAUCUGGUCCCGACUGCAAGAAACUGGUCUCCUCGGCAAGUGCCAGCGCGUACGAGGAAGGAAAGCCACGCUUGAUGAAAUUCAGACAGUUCAUGCUGAGCAUCACACCCUAUUAUAUGGGACCAGCCCGCAGAGCCGUCACAAGCUGGAAAGCAAGAACCUGCUGGGACCUCUUUCUCAGAAGAUGUAUGCAGUUCUACCCUGUGGGGGGAUUGGGGUGGACAGUGACACUGUAUGGAAUGAGCUACACUCCCCAGCUGCUGUCCGAACAGCUGUUGGUUCCCUACUUGAGCUUGCAUUCAAAGUGGCAUCUGGAGAGCUGAAAAAUGGAUUUGCAGUUAUCCGUCCCCCAGGACACCAUGCUGAGGAAUCGGUUGCCAUGGGUUUCUGUUUUUUUAACUCUGUAGCUAUCGCUGCCAAAUUGCUCCGCCAGAAGAUGAAUGUGGGCCGAAUCCUGAUAGUGGAUUGGGAUAUUCACCAUGGUAAUGGAACACAACAAGCCUUCUACAGUGACCCCAAUGUCCUU